AUGGACGGAGAUUCUAUGGGGUUUGGCUACCCAUGGAAGGACAAUGUUAACGGUGUCAAAGAUCCUUUCAGCAAUGAGAGACUGCUGCUGGGUGAGAUCCACCAUAUGCAUUGGGGACUCAACGGGCAGAACGAUGAUCUAGGCUAUCAGUUGAAUAAGCCUCUUCUUCCCGUUGCACGGCCUGCAAAGAAAAUAAGAAGCCAUAAUCAUAAUGCGGCCGCGGAUACUGCAGGUUUCAUUAACGAGUCUAUUCCCCUAGGCCUUCAUGACAUCCGAACACCACCACGUCAUACCACAAACCCCGCACAAACGGUCUUAAAUGACCCUAUUCCCCCAUCGACUGCUGAAACACAUUUGCUUGCUCAAAUUUUGGAGAUCUUCCCAGACAUCAGUCACCAGUACGUAGAGGGGUUAAUUGCUCGUCACAAGAAGACGAUAUCAGCUAGCGGUAGUAAUGCAACAUGCUCCGCUUUCGAACCGUUAAUGGCGAAAGAGAUUAUUGUCGAGGAGAUUCUGGAGGGUCCGUCGUAUCCAAAACAGGAGAAGCUUAAAAGAAAGACAGGCGAGACAGAUGAGACAGACAAGAACGAUGAUCAUUGGACAAUGCCCAAGGCACAUCAUGGUGCCCCUGAUUAUUGCAAACAGGCAUGCGAUAUCGUGGCACAGGAAUUUCUCUAUGUUCCCAUUCCAGCUAUUCGACAACUCAUUGCCCGCAAGAAAGGACUGUAUUCAACUUACCUGACACUCUUUGCGCAAGAGAACAUCCACUCCGAGUCACAACAGCUAGGCAUACGAUUGAAGCGGCCAAGACCAGUCGUGAAAACAAGCAAUACUUGGGACUACGACCUGAUAGUGGAACUAGAUGCCGCAAAAAGGAGGGCCGAGAAGGAUGCCGCUGCUUGCCGCAAGCAAAAGGAAGAGGAAGAUGCGGAGAGGCUUAACGAAGAGGAGCACUCUCGAACAGGCAACCUUGUGGAGUGCCAAUGCUGCUAUUCUGACGUCCCCUCAAACAGGGCAGUCCCUUGCGAAGGUGCAAGUGUCCAUUUUUUCUGCUUCACAUGCAUCCGGAAAGCCGCGGAGACCCAGGUCGGAUUAAUGAGAUAUAAGCUGCAGUGUCUUGACACGAGUGAGUGCAAGGCAAUAUUCUCUCAUUACCACCUGAAGGAGGCAUUGGGCCCGUCGUUAAUGGGGAAGCUGGAACGCCUUCAGCAGCAAGAUGAAAUCGAGCAAGCCGAAUUAGAGGGGCUUGAAAACUGUCCAUUCUGUGACUUCAAAGCUAUUUGUCCUUCGGUGGAAGACGACCGAGAAUUCCGUUGCUAUAACCCCUCCUGCGAAACAGUCAGCUGUCGCUUGUGCAAAGACAAGAGCCACAUUCCAAAGACGUGCGAUGAGGCAAGAAGAGAGAAAGGCCUUCCUGCACGCCACCUCGUUGAAGAGGCGAUGAGCGACGCUUUAAUACGUAACUGCCCCAAAUGCAAUGUCAAGAUCAUUAAAGAAUCCGGAUGUAACAAACUGGUCUGCAGCAGAUGCGCGUGUGUGAUGUGCUAUCUAUGCAAGAAGAACAUUACACGCGAACAGUACGAUCAUUUUGGCAGACCCCCGACUUAUUGCGAGACUCGUGAUGACAGCGAGUCGAAACGCUAUGAGGAUGAAGUUGAGCAAGCCCAGAAGUCAGCCGUUAGAAAGAUUUUGCGUGAGAACCCUGGCUUGACCGAGAAAGAUAUUCGAGUGAAUACCGGAAAGAAUAACGCCAAAGCUUCUAAAGCUCACCGAAAACGUCCACCUUUUCCGCCGCUGCCUCCUUUGCCGCCUCCUUUGCCACAUCAACCUCGGCGUCGGCAUACGAGGCGCACACCAAGACCUUUAGCCACUCAAACAUACAAUCAAAAUCAAGACGUCCUUCCACAACUAGGCCAAACAAACCCGUCUUUGUUCCCUAACGCACUGCAAUAUCCUCCAUUUGUUCCCCCACUCGAAAUGCCAGAUUUGCAAGGACUUGGUUUUACUGCCAUGUCUGCAUUUGAAAAUGACCUGGUUUCGCAUGCUGCCACGGCUAUGCCUGAUGACCCUUUCAUGACCACUUUUCAAGGGUUCGAUGGAAUUUUUGCACCUCAUGGAGAGUUCUUCCCUGAUACUCUUUCUUUUGGGUUGAACAUGGAUGAUGUCACAGGUACAGAAAAUCCACAAUUGCAGCCGCUUCCACCGCUAGGCGAUUAUGAUGCCGGUGUAAUGCCUGGCCAAAACGUCAUUAAGCCCACAUGGCUGGACGGUCACUUAUACAACUUCUGA
Molecule: messenger RNA, 2289 nt
Organism: Aspergillus alliaceus
Lineage: Eukaryota; Fungi; Ascomycota; Eurotiomycetes; Eurotiales; Aspergillaceae
Product: E3 ubiquitin-protein ligase RNF216
Exons: 3
Coding region: 1-2289 (762 amino acids)
Source: RefSeq, a predicted model, not a curated record